This is a messenger RNA of Aspergillus calidoustus, 732 nucleotides long. NCBI's taxonomy places the organism in Eukaryota, Fungi, Ascomycota, Eurotiomycetes, Eurotiales, Aspergillaceae. The record is from the annotation of a GenBank genome assembly.
AUGGUCUCCACUCGCCAUCACCCGCAGGAAUUCCCGCCCGCACCAAAAUCGAGGUCUGUGACCCCCUCCAGAUCAACUGACAGCACUCCUUCAUCCACAAACUGGGUACACACCCCAACAGCGGCCGUCAGCCUAUGGCUCUUUAUCUCCUGUCCGCUCGUCCUCUGGGACGCCGGCUACGUGCUUCUCCGUCCGCACUCGAUGCCGGGAGGAAAGUGGCACUCGCCCAUCUGGACCCCGUACGCGCUCUACGGGACCGUUGACUACAUCUACGGAUGGCCGGCGUAUAAUGCGCACAAUGGGUUCACCGCCGCUCAGACGUACCUCAAUCUUGCGGAGACGGCUGCAUAUCUGUACUACCUUUGGAUUGUGUACAAGUACGGGACUCCAGCGACGGGCGCCAGUCGCGGGAGCAAGUCGCAAAGGUUAUGGAGUGCUUUUACUGGGGAGAGGGUCGUUGGUGGUCGGACGGGGGCGAUUGCGCUGCUUGUUGCUUUCAGUGCGUCCGUUAUGACUCUGUCGAAGACCAUUCUUUACUGGGUGCAAGAGUAUUGCAAUGGUUUUGAGAACAUCGGGCACAAUGAUAUGUGGACCCUUAUCAUCCUAUGGAUCAUUCCCAACGGAGCAUGGCUCGUCUUUCCGUCGUGGAAUCUGCAUGUCCUAGGAGAAGAGAUAGUGGCGUCGUUGGCGGGCGGUGGUCCUCGUGAGCCAGACCGGCCAAAGGCUCAGUGA